Messenger RNA from Tinamus guttatus (white-throated tinamou), 837 nucleotides. The record is from RefSeq and is a predicted model, not a curated record. NCBI's taxonomy places the organism in Eukaryota, Metazoa, Chordata, Aves, Tinamiformes, Tinamidae.
AUGUUGGCCACCUUAUGGGGCCGACUGGUCGACAUCGUGGUCACUGCUCAGUCCAAUGUUCCUCUGUGUGAGCAGCCCCUGGUGCAGAUCCCCAGUCUGCUCUGUCCUUGCCUGCCAACGCCAACACCAGGCACGUACGCGGUCCGAGACUUCCUUCAGGAAGCCCAGCUCAACCCCGUGAAGCCCACGUACAGCUUCAAAGGAGAGGGCAGAAGGAGAACACCCAUCUACGAGCGAGCAGCCGAUAACUCCCUACCAAGCGUUUCUGCAUACGUUCCUCCUACUUUCGUAGAUUUGGCAAGGAAAAAGCUAGCAACAUAUUCAUUUAAAAGCUUACCGAGAAGAAGCCCCAGUACCUUAUGUUUUAAAGACAAGGAUAUCAACACUGCACCCGGACAGUACGACAUCAGCUCUCCUCCAGUUUCCAUAUUUGCUUCCAAUGAAGCUGGAAGACCAGACUCCGUGUCUGCACGGCUGCUCAUUGCCAGAGCCGGUUCCUUAGUCUCAGCUGCAGUAGAAGCUGAGUUUAAAUCAAGCCGACUCCACUUAGAAGUUGUUCAAGCACUGAUGUUCUCUUCUUUAGACUUCAAUGUGGAUGAUAACCACAGCCAUGGAAAGGAAGGCCCAGGCCCAGGUCACUAUGAAGUAAGGCGUGAACCGCCUCGCACCGUGUGCUCAUGUUUCCAGUCCAAAGUACCCAGGAUGCUGCCAGUCCGCUCAGAUACACCAGGGCCUGGAUCCUAUGAACCAACAAGACAGUUUCCAAAGCAGCCGCGAACUAUUGCUAGCUUGGGUCAGGAGCACAGCAUCUUCUUCAGCAGUGCAGCUGGGUUUUAG